Molecule: messenger RNA, 3012 nt
Organism: Emericellopsis cladophorae
Lineage: Eukaryota; Fungi; Ascomycota; Sordariomycetes; Hypocreales; Bionectriaceae
Product: Adenosine deaminase-like protein
Exons: 6
Coding region: 1-3012 (1003 amino acids)
Biological process (GO): adenosine catabolic process; inosine biosynthetic process
Molecular function (GO): adenosine deaminase activity
Source: RefSeq, a predicted model, not a curated record
AUGAUGCCGGUUCACCUCGCUUCGCCUAAAUGGCGCGACCUCUCAACCAGCAUCAGCACCGGAUUCCAGGACGAAGAGACAUACUUGAGGCAGCGCGAGAAGCUCCAGCAGCAAGAAAGGUCUCUUGGGUUCGACUUUCGAUGCAAGAGCCGGGCGACUGACAAGGAACUCCAAGCGAACAGCAUCAUCCAGGCGUUGAGGGGAAAGGACAACCAGCAAGUUUACGGCAACGCGAUGCCAAGGGCAGGGCAUCAGGGCCAGCAUCAUGGACGAUUCGCUGGUGAUCAUUUCCUUUCAGAUGUCGACCUGAUCAACCAAACGAGUUUAUUUGACGUGGCGCGGAGGAUGCCCAAAGGCGCCCAUCUACACGUCCACUUCAACGCCUGUCUGCCGCCCGAAGUCCUACUCAAUAUUGCCAAGGACAUGGAGAGAAUGUUCAUUACAAGCGACAAACCACUCACGUCGAAAGAGGCCUUUGACACGUGUGAGCUGCAGUUCUCGCUCCAUUUCUUACACGAGUUUAGAGACGAGCGGGCGGAUGUGGAGGUGGACACAUGGCUUGUUGAGAAGCUCAUGUUCGGCGAUGCCGAAGCGUACAACAUGCGGCAAACAGCACAUGGGGCCUGGGAGAAGUUCAAUGGUAGGACACGGAUGAUGAAGGGGCUCAUCAACUACGAGACCGCCUAUCGCAGGUACACACGCCUCCUGCUCGAAGAUUUUACCCGGGAUGGCAUCUCCUACGCGGAGAUCCGGCCGAAUUUCAUGACGAGCAAUCAUCUCUUGCAGGACGACGGCGACAAGACGAUUGACAAUGCUGGCAUUAUGGAGAUCAUCAUCCAAGUGGUCGAGGGAUAUCAGAGGGAGAUGCACGCCAAAGGCGACUUCUUCGGAGGGCUCAAGGUCAUAUAUUGCACGCCAAGGAGUUUCCGCAAGGAUCAAAUCGCCGAAUCUUUGCAAGAGUGCUUGAAAUUCAAGAAGAGAUGGCCGAAAUGGAUUGCUGGCUUCGACAUUAUCGGCGAGGAAAUGGCAGGCCAUCCUCUCAAACACUUUAUACCAGAGUUUAUCCAGUUCCAGCAAGACUGCGCGGCAGCCUCGGUAUCGAUGCCUUUUCUUUUUCAUUGUGGCGAAACGCUCGAUGACCCAGAGGGUAAUCUGUUGGACGCACUCCUUCUGGGCGCGAGGCGCAUAGGCCACGGGUUUGCACUGACCAGGCACCCCUAUGUCAUGCAGCACAUGAAGGCGCGAGGUGUCUGCUUGGAGUUGUGCCCUAUAUCAAAUGAGGUCCUGGGGUUGACGGGCCGGGUCGGCGGGCAUACAAUGUACGAACUUUUGGCCAACAAUGUCCACUGUACAGUCAACUCUGACAACGGGACGCUAUUUCGAUCAAGUCUGUCCCAUGAUUUCUACCAGGUCAUGGUUGGCAAGGACGACAUGGGCCUCGCGGGCUGGAAGCAGCUGAUCCUAUGGAGCAUCGAGCACUCCUGUAUGGAUGACGCGGAGAGAUUGCAGGCUCUAGAGGCCUGGCAGCGACAGUGGGAAGAAUUCUUGACCUGGAUUUUGGAGUGGUUCCCCCCGGUCAAGACCGACUGGUCGCUUGACGUGGUCAAUCUCCUCGUGGUCAUAGGCGAGACGUCCAUCAUUGAGCAUGCGCAACCCAUCACAGCGUCGCUGCUCUGCGUGCUGCCACGCAUCAUACCGGCGCCACAGGUCUUCCUCAAGCCCGUCCGACCAGGGCGCAUGCCCGACACGGCCGCCAAGAUGACGGGCGUGUACAGCGGGACCACGCUGGACUCUGUCGGCUUCUUUGCCAACAUCAUCACGCCCCUGGACGAGAUGCCCGCGCUGGGCUUCCGCGUCAUUGAGGUGCGGCACUCGGACAAGUGUCGCCUAGAGGAGCAUGCCCCGUUGGAGAAGAGGUGGUGGGUGAAGCUGCUGGGUUCCAUGACACCCAAGUUCAAGAAAGCAGAGCUCGAGAUGAAAAGACGGAGCGGGGAGGUGAAAAGGGCAUCUCCGCAGGCAGACGAGGAGACAGGCCGGACGACGGCGCGUGAGAUGCAGCAGCCAACGUUGACGGUCAAGAAACGACACAGGUCGACGCGCCAGACACUCCAGGACCUCCUCACAAACCCUUCCAUGGCCUACUCUGGGCAGCGGCCUGCCGUACCUGUCCAUAUCUUCUCGCCUAUCCAUAUCCUAGGGAUCAUCUCGUUCUUCAACUCCAUUGCCAUCAUCGUCUGUGCUGUCAUCUGGGAGGACGGCAAUGCCAUCCUCGCCAUCGGAGGCGUCUCGCUCAUGUCUUCGGUUGUCGGGUUCGCCUCUUUCUGGAGGCCCCUCCUGAUGAGCCGCAAACACGACAAUGAGGUUCCAGACGGCGACGUCAUGAUUCGGACGCGAGAAGGCGCCUUUGUCCUCGUCAAGUGCACCGAGGACGUGGCAAGAGAGCUGUACAGCGGAACGGAAGAGUGCGAGUACUACGUGAAUGGGAGGAUCUACCGUCUCCUGAUGGUGAUUGGCACCGUGCUGCUCAUGCUGUCGGUCGUGCUACUGGGCAACUGCACAUGGAACUCGCAAGUCUUCAUCGGCGCAUCGUAUAUUGUGCUCAACGGGCUGUACUGGGCCCUGGGCAUGCUUCCGCGGUCGUACUUUUGGGAUCUAUCGCGCUAUGAGUGGAGGAAUGCGACCCCCUCCGACGCUGAGCAGCCCGGCGACGACCAAGACAGGAGCUACACGAGAACCUUGUGGUAUGCCAUUCGUGAGACGAGAGGCAAGACGGGCUGGGUGAGAAUCAGCGGAGCCGCCCCAAGUACGGACAAAUGGAAGCAAUGGGUCAAGGAAGCCGGUCGCAACGCAAAGAUGGGCGUGCGAGACUGGGACGCUGUGAGGAGAAAGGACGAGAUUAUGAGGGCGGCUUCGGAUGACGAGGACGACGAGGAUCACGAGGCACUGGAAUGCGCCCCCUUCACCCAGAUCACCCGAAAUGACCAGAACAGGCUGUCGGUAUCCAUGUUCUGA